Phytophthora nicotianae INRA-310 is the source of this 990-nucleotide messenger RNA. RefSeq lists its product as hypothetical. The transcript has a single exon. NCBI's taxonomy places the organism in Eukaryota, Oomycota, Peronosporomycetes, Peronosporales, Peronosporaceae. The coding region runs from base 1 to 990 and encodes 329 amino acids. The record is from RefSeq and is a predicted model, not a curated record.
AUGAAGAUCAUCAAUCCGACAGCCUUCGCACUCGUGUGGCUCCUCGCGUAUGCUGCUGACGUGUCUGCCCGUAAUUUUACCGCUCCGGAGGAAUCGUCCGACGAUGGCUCAGGCUCCAUGAAGAUGGAACCGAUUAAGACUGCGGCCAACUUCGACAGUAAGGGUCUUAACAUGGAAGUCUGCCCGUCAGGUGAUUGCAAGAAUGGCAAGUUCAUGCGCCUCACGGUAGCCAGUCUCACUGAGCUGAAUGCUAAAGGAGAAACGAUUGAGGCAGUCACGAAAUUCAAACCGAAAAAUAGCGACUGGACUGCUAUUACAGAGGAGGAGAUAAAUGGCACCACGGCGUCUUCAACGACGUUUGUGUCUACGAUCGAAGUUGGUAGUGCCAAGACUGCGGUGGAGUUCAACCUCACGGCGAAAAUCUUCCAAGGCGACGCUACUGUGAAAUACGGCAGUCAAUAUCUGACGGUGCCUGUAGGUGCGCUAAAGUUCACGGUGGACAUGAACACUUGGCCGUUUGCCAACUCGGCCAACACGCUGGCUCUUGCUGUCAAGCUGGACGCGAAGGGCCCCAAGGGUGCAGACAUCGGCAAGCCGGAGAAGAUGCCAAAGGGUAACAGUACCAGCAACACUACCGUUGAGCGGGUGGACCUGGGAGAGUCCAUGUUCAUGGACGCGCCAUCAAUCGUCAUUCUUGACAGUGUGGAGAAGAAUGUGAUCAACUCAUCCAUUGUCACGUCAGGUGCCGACACCUUGUUUCAAUGGGUCUUUCCUUCCUACACGAAGACGCUCCACUACGACCCUGUGCUUGGUGACGAAAGCACCAGCACCACGAGCUCGAGCACAAGCACGAGCAGCAGCAGCAGCAGCAGUAGCGGAAGCACGUCCACGUCUUCGACUGAAUCCUCGUCUACCUCAUCGGCCUCCAAGUUGUCUCUCUCGAGUCUUGCUGUUGCUGGCCUCACCGCAAUCGCCUACAGCCUUUUCUAA